Molecule: messenger RNA, 2419 nt
Organism: Solanum tuberosum (potato)
Lineage: Eukaryota; Viridiplantae; Streptophyta; Magnoliopsida; Solanales; Solanaceae
Product: nucleosome assembly protein 1;4-like
Exons: 12
Coding region: 156-1934 (592 amino acids)
Biological process (GO): nucleosome assembly
Cellular component (GO): nucleus
Molecular function (GO): RNA binding
Source: RefSeq, a predicted model, not a curated record
GCUUGAAUUCGUUAGUUUUAUUCUCACGACGUGACAGAUUCUGGGCCCGCUCACUCAUCCCCGUAUCUUUUUGAAAAUCUCUUUGGAGUUUCCCUCCUUUUUCUCUCCCACUUAUAAAUUUUGGGACUUAGGGUUUCUCUUUCUUCACAUUCAGUAUGACUAAUUUGAACAUAUAUCAGACCCAUCUCUACCCAUUCACCGCCGAUGCCGCCGCUUCGUAUGCUGAAUAUCGUUCUGAGUUGGAGAUUGAACGGAAGGAUAACAUUCGGAAAUUAGUUGGGAGUCCCUUGGCGAUACUUAAGACUUUGUCACCACAAGUUAGGAAGCGUGUGGAGGCUUUGAGAAACCUUCAGGGUCAACCUGUUGCGCUGAAAGCUUUAUUGUCAGAGGAGAAGGCUGUACUUAAAGCCGGUUAUGAGAAAGUGCUUGAAUCGUUGCACACGAAGAGUGAACGUGAUGGGCUUAAAGCUUUAUUUUCGAAGGAGAAGGCUGUACUUGAAGCUAAAUAUGAGAAGCUGCAUGGAUCGUUGAACUUGAAGAGAUAUGAAAUAGUAAAUGGUGUUGUUGAAGUGAAAGGUGAUAAUAUGGGGACAGGAGAUGAGAAAGGUGUUCCCAACUUCUGGCUGACUGCAUUGAAGUCCUAUGCGAAAUAUGAAGAGGAGAUCUACAUCUCAAAGCGGGAUGCAGAAGCUUUAAAAUUCCUCAAGGAUAUUAAGUGGUGCAGGGUCGAUCAUCCAAAGGGUUUUAAGUUUGAUUUCUUUUUUGAUACAAACCCCUUUUUCAAGAAUUCUGUAUUGACAAAGACCUGUCACAAAAGGGUAAAUAUGGCUAUGGCAGAAGACGGAACAUGGACGGAUAUUGAAUGGUUUCCAGGAGAAUGCUUGACAAAGAAGAUUGUAAAAUGCAAUCCAAAUAAGAGGUUAAUAAGUGCUAAACCAAUGAUCAGAACUGUCAAUUGUCAAAGUUUUUUCAGUUUUUUCAAACAGCCACCGGUCACAGAACUCCCGUAUCAUAUGCAAGAAAUUGGCUCAAUAAUUCGGAACAAAAUAAGCUCUCAAGCAGUGUUGUGGUUUACUGGUGAGGCUAAACAUGAUGAAGACGGCAAUGAUUAUGAUGAUGAAGAUGACGACGAUGAUUAUGAGGACGACAACAACGAUGACGACAAUGAUUAUGAUUAUGAUUAUGAUGAUGUCGACGACAACGACGAUGAAUAUGCCGAGUAUUAUGAUGGGGAAGAAGAGGAAGAAGAAGAGAAGCCGGAAAAGAAGAUUCAAGUGCAGCAUCGGAGUCCAGUGACGAGAGGAAUUGGUGUGGCAGCAGCCGCAGCUACUGGUAGCACUGCCACCACAGCUGUUCCAGGUGGUGUUGCAAACCAGUUCAAGCCUACGUCUCUGUACAUAGGAGACUUGGACAUCAACGUGACAGAUACACAACUGUACCAGCUGUUUAACCAAGCGGGUCAGGUUAUAUCGGUUAGGAUUUGUAGGGACUUUAGCACUCGGAGAUCCCUUGGCUAUGGCUUCGUCAACUACAGCAACCCUCAGGAUGCUGCAAGGGCAAUGGAGAUGUUAGAUUUCACUCCUGUUAAUGGAAAGUCCAUUAGGGUGAAGCGCUCUCAUAGGGAUCCUAAUUCUCCUAAGAAUAGAACAGCUAAUCUAUUUAUCAGGAAUUUGGACAAGUCAAUCGACAUCGAAGCUUUACAUGACACCUUUUCAAGCUUUGGCCACAUUCCUUCUUGCAAGAUAGUUACUGAUUCUAAUGGCCAGUCGAAGGGUUAUGGUUUUGUACAAUUUGACAAUGAUGAAUCCGCUCAAAGUGCCAUAGAUAAGUUAAAUGGUAUGCUCAUCAAUGGUAAGCAAGUGUAUGUUGCACAUGCUCUUUGCAAAGAGAAGAGUGGCAGAGGCACAAGCUGGGGAAGGUCAAUGGAGUGGUGAAUGUCCUCCAGUGCACAGGCAAUAGUAAUUUGUGGGGGUUGCCCACUAGGUUAAAAGCUAUGGGGAAGGACCAAUCUUGAAACCCUUGGUUGAUAAAUUUUCCUUCGCCUCAUUUUGGUAUGUUCACCUUUCCUUUUUGUCUAUUACUUUUUGCCAUCUUUCUCUUAGUCUUUACUUGUUGGCAGUGAUUUUGUGAUCUCUCAGGGUUAUAUUUUGUUGCCUGUUGUCAGCCUUUUGUUGUCAUGAUAUGUUUGGCUUUCUUCCCCACCUUUUUCUAUCAUCCUCCUCUCUACCGCCCUAUGUAGUUUGUUACAGCUAUGAUUGUCUACUGUGAAGGUUAAUAGAUGAUCCAAUUUUGUAUCUACUAUAUAUAUAUAGUUUGUUACAGCUAUGAUUGUCUACUGUGAAGGUUAAUAGAUGAUCCAAUUUUGUAUCUACUAUAUAUAUAUAUAUACUAGCUGCCUAGUAAAUAUCAUUUCGGAUUA